Helicoverpa zea (corn earworm) is the source of this 2083-nucleotide messenger RNA. RefSeq lists its product as uncharacterized. The transcript is spliced from 2 exons. The record is from RefSeq and is a predicted model, not a curated record. Lineage: Eukaryota; Metazoa; Arthropoda; Insecta; Lepidoptera; Noctuidae. Bases 530 to 2083 code for a protein of 517 amino acids.
UGAGAGCUUAUUCUUAUUUUAUAGUAAAGAUUAUAAUUAAUUAUUUAUUAACGUAUACUCAUAAUUACAGAUGAAAUAAAAAUAAACUUUCUACAACACAAUUGUUAUAGAAAAGUCAGCCUCGGUGGACUGUUACCGCUCACCCUCUUCAUACAAAUUCGACCAUUUAUAAAAACCUUCCAAGUAAACUUCACGUUCGAGUAUGUUUUCCUAAAUUAGACAUUUUAAUCACUUCAAUAACUCAAUAAUAAACAUUAUGGCUUAAAAAUAAGUCACUUUUAGCGUAUAGUAUAAUGUUAUUAAAAGCAACAUCUAUUUGGUGGACGACAUUUAUUUUUACAAAAUAUUUGUGAUAACAAUAAAAUGUUGUGAACGGAACGUUAUUCUCGAACGCGUCCAAUAGUCAGCUGAUCGAGCGCAGCGCCAUUUUGUCGCCGGCCGAACAAGAUCGAAGUUAUUGCUCCUCGUUAAAAAUCGCAAAUUGUUUCAAAGUUGAGUGUGUCUUUUCGGUUCCUUGUGGAUUUUGGCAAUGGUUAGAACUAGAAAUAAAUUGAGUGAAGAAGAAAAGAAAAAGAAACGACGCGAGCAAAAGAAGUUAAGUAUGAGGAGAGCAAGAGAAAAAAUGAAGAAAGACCCAGUAGCGUUAGAAGAAAAGCGGAAGAAAGAUAGAGAGUACUACUAUAGGAAAAAAUCGCAAGGGGAAAUUAAGACAAUAAAUGAUUUAUCAGAGAGACAGCAGAGACAAUUAAGAAACAAAUGGAGAAAGGAUGCAAAAUUACGUAGAGACAGACUGAAGUUACAAAGAGAAACGGCACGAUUCACAGAUGAAACCCCUCCAACAAGUUCAGCUAAUUCAUUGACAUCAAAAUCAACUUCCCGGGCUGCAGCAGGCCGGGCUGUAGCUGCGAAAAAUAAACGUCGACUUAAAUUAGAAAAUCUCAUGCUAAAAUCUAAACUGAAGAUUGUAGAAAACAAGCUGUCUAAGUACAAAAUGCGCUUAAGUAGAUUACAGAACAAGAAGAAAAACAAAGAAAGAAAAAAUAAAACGAAGGUAGUGAAAGAAGAUUUGAGUGACGCAGUUCAAAGAUUUUUACUGAGUGACGAAUCAAGUCGUACCACAGCUGGAAAAAAAGAAACUAUUACCAGAUUUAAACAGAAGAAACAGAUCCGGUUCCUCAAUGAUUCUCUUCUCAAUCUGCACAAAAAAUUUGUGACUCAGAUGAAUUUACAUACGUCGUAUAAAACUUUUUGCCGAUAUAGGCCGUUUUGGGUCUUGAAUCCAAAAGUUACAGCACGUGAGACUUGUUUGUGUGCAACACAUACCAACAUGGAGUUGAUAAUAAAAUCAUUAAAAAAUGCCCGUAUGAUCAAUGAAAACUCUGCAAUGGCAGUGUGUAAAUCCAUUUGUUGUGAAGACAUGAAAGAAAACUGUCUGGAACGAAAAUGUUUGAUAUGUAGACACAAAAAGAUAACAUUCAAUCAAUUUACACCAACAGAUACAAUAAAAUAUGAGAGAUGGGUCACAAAAAAAGUUAUGCAAACGAUUAAAGGUCACGAAAAACUUUGCCAGAAGACUAUCAAAGAAACAGUGAAUACGUCCAAAAGACAACUGAUGAACCACUUGUUGGACAAUAUAGAACGUUUCAUGAAGCAUACUUGCAAUAUGUUACAUCAGUUUCGUGUCAUCAAAAAUAUUAAAAUAAAUAUGUCAGCAUGCGAAGGCUUGUUGCAUAUUGACUUCUCGGAAAAUUACAAUUGCAAGUAUUCUUCAGAAAUACAAUCGGCCCAUUUUGGUGGAUCUAAAGACCAGAUUUCAUUACACACUGGAGUAUUCUAUUAUGCUGACGAAAAUACUGAGGAGAAACGCAUCGUUACAAAGUCUUUUUGUACGGUUAGCGAAUAUUUGAAUCAUAGCCCUACAUAUAUUUGUGCUCACUUAAAACCAAUUAUUGCAAUGAUAAAAACAUUAGUGCCUAAUUUAAAACGUCUCCACGUUUUAAGUGAUGGUCCCUCGACGCAAUACAAAAAUAAGACCAUGUUUCAUUUGAUUGCUGCUUACUUGGCUGAAGAAACAGGCAAAUAA